Messenger RNA from Megalops cyprinoides (Indo-Pacific tarpon), 2693 nucleotides. RefSeq names its product nurim (gene nrm). The coding region runs from base 13 to 846 and encodes 277 amino acids. NCBI's taxonomy places the organism in Eukaryota, Metazoa, Chordata, Actinopteri, Elopiformes, Megalopidae. Gene Ontology annotation, cellular component: nuclear membrane. The record is from RefSeq and is a predicted model, not a curated record. The transcript is spliced from 4 exons.
GUGUGUCUCUUUAUGUGUGAAAUGGCGUCUUUCUCAGCCCAUAACUUGGCGAUCUGCGCUUUGGCGCUGCUGAACUUCGUCUUCGUCUUCGGCACCGGUGCUGAGUUUGUCCGCUUCGUCUCUUUUCGAGCAAUUUACCACAACAUCACCGGAGGCCCACCGCUGUGUCGGGACUCAGUGUCCUGGGCCGAGGCGUUGCGGGACAGCACAGUGCUAAGGGCUGCUGGUGUGGACCUGGGGCUACUGACUCUUUUCGCAGCCCAGCACAGCCUGCUGGCCUGGGGCCCCAUCAAGCGCGCCUGUCAGUCUGUUCUGGGGGUGCUGAACCGGGCCUUCUACUGCUCCGCCACCGCCCUGGCCCUCCAGGUGCUGAUGCGCUUCUGGCAGCCCGUGACCAGCGCCCCCUGCCUGUGGUCUGUGAGCAGUGCACCGUGGGAUACGUGGUUUCCGCUGCUGUGUUUCACGGUGCAUUUCCUGUGCUGGGCCAUCAUCUGCAGCAUACUGCUGAUUUUCGACUAUCCCGAGCUGCUGGGCAUCAAACAGGUGUACUAUGAGUGUCUGGGUUUGGGGGACCCCCUCUCCCUGAAGUCGCCCCGAGCCCAGCGGCUGUACGCCCACCUGCGUCACCCCGUGUGCGUGGAGCUGGCCGUGGUUCUGUGGCUCCUCCCCACCAUGCCGCUCGACCGGCUGCUCCUGGCGGGAGGCCUGUCCGCCUACCUGGCGCUGGGGCACUCCCUGGACAAGCAGGACUGCGAGUACCUGAGCGUCCAGCUGCACAGCAAGCUGCACCUCUUCACACUGCCACAGGAGGGCAGCACUGAGGCCAACAACCACAAAAAGGAUUAAGCCCUAGUCUUCCCUACCUGAGGACAGACCUGCUUGCUUUCAAUGCAAAGGGCAAACCUCAGACUGAAUGCUGCUUUUCUUAACUUGCCAUGUGGCUGUUGCUUCUGCUUUAUUUUUAGGAGAAAUUAUUAUGAUAUUAAAUUAGCAGCAGAAGGCUGUCGGCCCAGCAGAAAACCUGAAAAUGAGGGAGGAUUAGAUUUCCUUCUGCACAUGUGGACAGAAUCAUUCAGCACCAAAGAGACGCAUCUGUUGAGCUGGGCCUCAUUCACUCCAAAAAGGGGCACGUUGGGUUCCACAUUUAUGUCUGGGCCAAUGGCUCUCCAGAGCUGAGCUUCUGGCCCAAUCAGAGGCGAGUGUGUUGAUCGUAAGUCAUUGAGAACAAGGUGUCUACUGUGCUGUGCCGGACAAUUUGCAGUUUCAGACACAGUGCCCAAUUGUUCCUGAUUGUCGAUCUUAAUUAUGAAUCCAAUUAUGUGUGGAGCUGUGAAGACGUCCAAACCAGAAACAGACAAGCAAUAUGCCCCAUUUGUGAGCUAAUUUUUAGUUACUGGCAUCUGCACAAUUUUGUAACAGCCAUAGGCCAGCAGUCAGUCAUCAACUAAUUUAAGGUAAUGGCCAGUCCAAAAACCAUAGAAGGAGGAGGAAGGGAGCAGAGAUUUGCGUGCUUCUCUUAAACUGGCCCUGUGUGAAAAAAUAUAUCAACAAAUUCGUCUCUGACUGGUUCAGGAUGUCCUGCAUAGAUGCUCAUGAAGGCUUUGAAUUCGUAGUAAAGCGCAGUGCUUCUGGUUUGGUGUGAUUAAGAGAUGCUAUUGGCUGCUCAGAUGGGUUGAUGUGUAUUUCUCAACCAACUGGAAUACUGCCACUGUUGCUACAGUGCCAUUCUUCACUGACAGCGUCCCACGAACCGCUCCUUUGUGUUUGGAAGUUCAUGAUAAUUUAUCAGUUGUCAUUAUCAUUUAUGAUCAUGAUAACUGAAGUGAGAAUGUUUUUGCUCUGGAAACUUUUGUACAUUGUGUUUGAAUUUUAAAUAAUCAUGCACAAUUCAGUGAACUUAGUCAUUGGAUGGCUGGUUCAGAUGUGUUGUUAGUGGUGUAAGGGUAUGUCUUUUUAACGUAAAGGGGAAGGUUAAUAGGCACGGAGGCAAUGUUGAAAUCAGGUUAAGGUUUUUUUUGCCUUGCCCUUUGAUUCCUCUUUUUCACGCCUCCUGUUCCCCCAGUACCAUCCCCUAUUUUACUCUAUCUACGUGCCUUUUGUCUGCUUUGUGAGCUUGUUUCUCUCUUCUCCUCACUUUUCUCUCUCCCUUCCUCGCCCUGGCGUGAGCCCCCUCACCGAUCCCGUCUGCCGGUCAGGACCCGACUCCCUCUGUCCAGCUCGGAGCGCUGAACUCUGAUUGGCUGAGCGGCGUCACGUGACGAGGCCGGGCCAGGCAGUGUCCGGCGCGUCGAGCUCAGUGAUGGAAAACACGGCCGCUGUCUGUCCCUCGGCCGGUGUGUUCCCGGCAGCGCGGUGAACCGGAAAACUGAGGAACAGAAAGUCGCCGAGGGUAGACGUGUGGAAUUGAAUGUGUUGCACUGUUGUACGGACCAACACUGUAACCCCUGAUUGUAAUGCCUUCAUUUCCUUUUUUAAUAAUCAUUGUUGUAAACUUGAAUACGCCGAAUCACGCGUGAUCGCAGCAGUGUUAAAUUGCUUCUCCGCUAAGUGUUAACUCCUCGGAGGGAGCGAACGUGGUGUUGGAGCGUGGCUGUACAGUUAGAAGUGUUUAACAGUUUAACUGCUGAACACGGGUUUUUACCAAGAGUGUUAAACUGGUAGUUACACUGAAAAUAUUUUUAUACAAGUUUAAG